UGAACUCUAUUUGAGUUAUUUGUCAAUAAAAGGCGUUUUAAAGUUUAAAUCACUUUUGAAAGACAUGACAAGACAUCACCUCAUUUGACGCGUCCAUCUAAUCCAGACACUACUCAACCACACAUCCAAUCAGUCCAUUGACACCACUCGACGGUGCAGACAAUGAAGACGUUUUGUUGGCAAAUAAAUUAAUUGAAUUUGAUUUGAUUGUCUCAUUGACGGCUGAUUUGGAAGUAUUGGAAGCGAUUGAGUGAUUGCUUAUCAGCAGAGAUGUCGGACAAAGACUACUCACCGCUGAGUAAUGCCUGCGUUCGGGCCCUCAAUGACAAACUCUACGACAAACGAAAAGCGGCGGCUCUUGAGAUCGAAAAAAUGGCCAGAGAUUUCAAUACCGUUGGGAAUGUGACACAAAUCAAGAAGUUGCUGAAGACAUUGGGUCAGGACUUCACGCUCUCUAAUAAUCCCAAUUCGAGGAAAGGAGGUCUCAUAGGGUUGGCUGCGAUGGCCAUAGCGUUGGGCAGAGACUCGACGCCAUAUAUCGAUGACCUGAUCCGUCCGUUGCUGUCGUGCUUCGCAGACCAGGACUCGAGAGUGCGUUACUAUGCCUGCGAAGCGCUGUAUAAUGUGGUGAAAGUGAGCCGAUCCGAUGUCUUACCACUCUUUAACGAAGUGUUCGACUCGUUGUCCAAAUUGGCUGCAGAUCCCGACCAGAAUGUCAAGAGUGGCGCCGAACUCCUGGAUCGGCUCAUGAAAGACAUUGUCACCGAAAGCCCGACUUUUAAUUUGAUUGAAUUGAUUGAUUUGAUUCGAGACAGGAUUCAUGGCAUCAAUCAGUUUUCGCGACAAUUUAUUGUGUCGUGGAUUUCAUUACUGGAUUCAGUGCCGGAAAUCGAUGUCAUUGUCUUUUUGCCCAAACUUCUCGACGGAUUGCUUAAGAUAUUAGCGGAUCCGACCCCUGAGAUUCACCGAAUGACUGAACAUUGUUUGGCAGAGUUUUUGUUUAAAAUCAUUCAAAACCCGUCGAAAACAGACUUCUCUUCAAUGAUUAAUAUCCUAACCGUUCACUCGCAGGCGACUGACGAUCCGUUAGUACAAUACACGGCCCUUACAUGGCUUAAGGAGUUCAUGAAUUUGGCCAAUAGUCGAGAUCUGUUGCCAUUCUCUGCCAGCAUUUUGACGGCAAUCCUUCCGUGUCUGACAUCAUCUUCGGAUCAAAACGACGAUUCGGACGAUAAGAACAAAAGCACAACCAAUAUAAACAUCAGAGAAGUGGCCAAAGUGUUGAACUAUAGUUUGAUGCAAUUGGUGACUAUGCAGGACAGCCAACACGACGAGAUGAGUCCUACUAUUGGCCACCAGUCAAGCCAUUCGGCGCACAACGAGUCGACAAAUAUCUCAGAUUCAGUACAAAAUUCUUUGGAUAUAACGAGUCUUUUGGAAGUAUUGGUUCGAGAACUGAAAGCAGGAGAAAACGCGUCCACUUUAAGUAAAUUAGCGGUUCUUCGUUGGAUUCUUCACCUCUACUCUAAAGUCCCGCAGAAAAUAGUCAGUCAUUUAGAGAGUGAACUCUUUCCCGUCCUCCUUAAGACACUUUCGGACAAAUCAGAUGAAGUCGUUUUAAUGGAUCUUAAAGUUUUGGCUCAAAUUUUUAGUUCAGCGCCGACUGUCACUGUGGGCUCUGAUGUGAGAACGACUGUCCAAUUAACAGCUGGAGCUGAGAGUCCGUCAUAUUUUACGAGAUUUAUGACGGAUUUAUUGAAGUUAUUUCACAAAAAUGGUAACGUUUUGGAAGAGAGGGGGUCUUUCAUCAUACGUCAGCUCUGCCUCCUUAUGACAGCCGAAGACAUUUACCGCUCAUUGUCUGAAAUAUUACUCGAUUACGAAGACCUGCGCUUUGCCUACACUAUUGUGCAGACAUUGAACACAAUUCUGUUGACUUCGAGCGAACUCUUUGACCUCAGGAGUCAAUUAAAGAACUUGAAGACCGAUGAGAGCUGUUCCCUGUUUUGUUGUCUUUAUAGAACGUGGUGUCACUCACCUGUGGCCACAGUGUCCCUGUGCUUCCUCACUAAGAACUAUAAACACGCCUGUGAUCUGUUAAUGCUCUUCGGUGACCUCAAUCUGACACUCGAGUUCCUUACAGAAGUGGACCAAAUGGUCCAACUCUUGGAGUCACCCAUAUUUGCUUAUUUAAGACUCGAAUUACUAGACGUUGAGAAUAAUUGUGAUCUAAUAAAGAGUUUAUACGGACUGCUAAUGAUUUUGCCUCAAAGCGAAGCCUUUCAUUUGCUACGCAAACGACUUCAGUGUUUGCCUAACUUUAGUCUCUACUCCUCUUCUGAUUCUCAAAAAAAGAGUGUCAUCAAAAGCAGUCCAACGCAACCAAACAUGGAUUUCAAAGAACUUCUUCGACAUUUCCAUUCAGUCCAACACAAGCAUCAGAACUGGAGCCGAACCACAGAGGCUUGGAAUCGGAUUAACGACAGAUCUUAUAACACAUAAGCAAACCAUUUGAUAAGAAAAGUGGAGAUC
This is a messenger RNA of Oppiella nova, 2532 nucleotides long. NCBI's taxonomy places the organism in Eukaryota, Metazoa, Arthropoda, Arachnida, Sarcoptiformes, Oppiidae. The record is from the annotation of a GenBank genome assembly.